Molecule: messenger RNA, 4843 nt
Organism: Grammomys surdaster
Lineage: Eukaryota; Metazoa; Chordata; Mammalia; Rodentia; Muridae
Gene: Cop1
Product: COP1 E3 ubiquitin ligase
Exons: 20
Coding region: 273-2474 (733 amino acids)
Biological process (GO): proteasome-mediated ubiquitin-dependent protein catabolic process
Molecular function (GO): protein binding; ubiquitin protein ligase activity
Source: RefSeq, a predicted model, not a curated record
GCGCAAGCACGGCCGCCUCGGCGCGCCCGGGUUGGCUGCUCCGGCGGCCUCCACGGCAGUAAUGGCUUCUCUGAUGUGAUAGUUUCCCCCGCCCCCUCGCGUAGGACGCGGCGGUGGGGCGGCGGUGGAAAGCCCAACUUUAUUGUUCCCCCGGCCCACCUCCCGGCGCGUCCUCAGGAUGCUCGGGAGCUGAGCGCCGGGGGCGGCGGAGGGUCGCGGUCCGUCCGGGCCCUCGCCUCAGAGCGCAGGGCCAAGGGAGGGAGGGAGUCACGAUGUCAGGUAGCCGCCAGGCCGGCUCGGGUUCCGCUGGAACGAGCCCCGGCUCCUCGGCCGCCUCCUCGGUGACUUCCGCCUCCUCGUCCUUAUCCUCGUCUCCGUCGCCGCCUUCCGUGGCGGCCUCGGCGGCGACGCUGGUGUCGGGCGGUGUGGCUCCGGCCGCGGGCUCCGGCGGCCUCGGCGUCCCGGGGCGGCCUGUGCUAGUGGCGGCCGCGGUGUCUGGCAGCGCGAGCGCCGGCGGGGCGGUGUCCGCGGGCCAGUCCCGGCUCAGCUGCGCGGCCAGGCCCAGCGCCGGCGUUGGAGGGAGCAGCUCCAGCCUCGGCAGCAGCAAUAGGAAGCGACCUCUGCUCGUCCCGCUUUGCAACGGGCUCCUCAACUCCUACGAGGACAAAAGCAACGACUUCGUCUGCCCCAUCUGUUUUGAUAUGAUUGAGGAGGCAUAUAUGACAAAAUGUGGCCACAGCUUUUGCUACAAGUGUAUUCAUCAGAGUUUGGAGGACAAUAAUAGAUGUCCCAAGUGUAAUUAUGUUGUGGACAAUAUUGACCAUCUCUAUCCUAAUUUCUUGGUGAAUGAACUCAUUCUCAAACAGAAGCAAAGAUUUGAGGAAAAGAGGUUCAAAUUGGACCACUCAGUGAGUAGCACCAAUGGGCAUAGAUGGCAAAUAUUUCAAGAUCUGCUAGGAACUGAUCAAGACAACCUUGAUUUGGCCAAUGUCAACCUCAUGUUGGAAUUAUUAGUUCAGAAGAAGAAACAACUGGAGGCAGAAUCACAUGCAGCUCAGCUACAGAUUCUUAUGGAAUUCCUCAAGGUUGCAAGGAGAAAUAAGAGAGAGCAAUUGGAACAGAUCCAGAAGGAACUAAGUGUUUUGGAAGAGGAUAUUAAAAGAGUGGAAGAAAUGAGUGGCUUGUACUCUCCCGUCAGUGAAGAUAGCACAGUGCCUCAAUUUGAAGCUCCUUCUCCAUCACACAGUAGCAUUAUUGAUUCUACAGAAUACAGUCAACCUCCAGGUUUCAGCGGGACUUCUCAGACAAAGAAACAGCCUUGGUAUAACAGCACAUUAGCAUCAAGACGAAAGCGACUCACUGCUCAUUUUGAAGACUUAGAGCAGUGUUAUUUUUCUACAAGGAUGUCUCGUAUCUCAGAUGACAGUAGAACUGCAAGCCAGUUAGAUGAAUUUCAAGAAUGCUUGUCCAAGUUUACUCGCUACAACUCAGUAAGACCAUUGGCCACAUUGUCUUAUGCUAGUGAUCUCUAUAAUGGUUCCAGCAUAGUUUCUAGUAUUGAAUUUGACCGGGACUGUGACUAUUUUGCAAUUGCUGGAGUUACAAAGAAGAUUAAAGUCUAUGAAUAUGGCACAGUCAUCCAGGAUGCAGUGGAUAUUCAUUACCCUGAGAAUGAAAUGACCUGCAAUUCCAAAAUCAGCUGUAUCAGUUGGAGUAGUUACCAUAAGAACCUGCUAGCCAGCAGUGAUUAUGAAGGCACUGUUAUACUAUGGGAUGGAUUCACAGGACAGAGGUCAAAGGUCUAUCAGGAGCAUGAAAAGAGGUGUUGGAGUGUUGACUUUAAUCUGAUGGAUCCUAAACUUCUGGCUUCAGGUUCUGAUGAUGCAAAAGUGAAGCUGUGGUCCACCAAUUUAGACAAUUCUGUGGCAAGCAUUGAGGCAAAGGCUAAUGUGUGCUGUGUGAAGUUCAGCCCCUCUUCCAGGUACCAUCUGGCUUUCGGCUGUGCAGAUCACUGUGUCCACUACUACGAUCUUCGUAACACUAAACAGCCAAUAAUGGUGUUCAAGGGACACCGAAAAGCAGUGUCUUAUGCCAAGUUUGUGAGUGGUGAAGAAAUUGUCUCUGCCUCAACAGACAGCCAACUAAAACUGUGGAAUGUGGGGAAACCAUACUGUCUACGUUCCUUCAAGGGUCAUAUUAAUGAAAAAAACUUUGUAGGCCUUGCUUCCAAUGGAGAUUAUAUAGCUUGUGGAAGUGAGAACAACUCCCUCUACCUAUACUAUAAAGGACUUUCUAAGACUUUGCUAACUUUUAAGUUUGAUACAGUUAAGAGUGUGUUAGACAAAGACCGGAAAGAAGAUGACACGAAUGAAUUUGUCAGUGCUGUGUGUUGGCGGGCACUGUCAGACGGGGAGUCCAAUGUGCUGAUUGCUGCUAACAGCCAGGGUACAAUUAAGGUGCUAGAAUUGGUAUAAAGAGUUUCCUGAUGUCAUUGUGUUUGAUCCUCCCAAAAGCCAUCUGCAGCUGAUGAUGAGAAGAAAAAGAAAUGGCAUGUGAUGUCUCUCUCAGCGUCAUUUGGAUUUGUUCUGAGUACCUUUUCCCUCCUUUAUGCCUUUGGGACAUUGGGAAUAUCCAGAGAAUUCUCCGCCAUCAGUAUAACUAUGAACUUUGCUGUUGGCAGUGUGGCUAUCUAAUUUUUGUGAUAGGGAAACAAAUUCUUUUAAAUAAAAAUAAAUAACAAAAAAAAUAAAUAAAAGUUUAUUGAGCCACAGCUGAGCUGGGAACAACUUUGUCAGGUAGGGUGAGAGUCUUUUGAAAAAGUAGCACUUGUGGGUUAUACAGAAUGUUCUGGCUAGGCCUGGAGAGAGGCUCAGUGAAUAAGAGCACUGGCUGCUCCUACAGAGGAUCUGGGUUCAGUCCCCAGCACCUACGUAGCAGCUCACUGCCACUUAUGAUUCCAGUAGGAGAUCUGACGUCCUCUUCUGGCCUCCUUGAGCACCAGUCAUGCAUGUGGUGCACAUACAAACAUCCAGACAAAACGCUCACACAUAAAAAUGAAAAUAAACCUUAUUUUAAAAGAAAGAUAACUGUACUGGUGAGUAAUUUUAAUGUUGUGUUUCCCAACUUUUUUGGAAUUACACAUAUCAACAUGAACAAAAGAUAAAAUGUGUGGAUUCCUUCCAGUGAAGUUAAUGUUUACAAUUUAAAAAAAUAAAGAAUUCCUUUCUACACACCCUGAUGAGGUCAUCACCAUCAGAUCUCUUGGUUUCCUCCAGGUCUGGUUAUAGACCUAAGAGUUUGACUUACUGAGAUCAAGUAAACAGGCGAGGAGGACUGUCCUUACAACUGCUGGUUCUCUUUUACACCAAUAAGCCCUCAAUUAAGCUAAGCUAGCUCUUGUUUUAACCACCAGACUUAUCCUGGCCAAGACUGAUCACUGACUUGGGGCAAGGUCAGCUGCCUUUUUCUAUAAAAGAAUAUAUAGGAAAUACUUACAGCUUUGCUGGCCAUAUGGUCUCUGUUUAACUGUUAGAACUGUUAGCUCUGCCCGUGUAGCAGGGAAGUAGCCACAGAUAGCUUAUGGGCAAAUGGGCAUGGCUAGAAAAUAGAUGGAAUUUCAAACUAUCUGCAGCUCAUUAUCUGCAGUGCUCUGAUUUAAACUUGUAUGCUCCGGUACCUACCCCCAGUUUCCAAACCGUGUGACCUCUUAAAUUGUCUAGUUAGUUUAUAAAUCAUUUUUACAUUGCAGGGCAUUGGGUUACACAAAAGUAACAUGGACUUAUAGUCUGAAUAGUUUUCAGCAAAUGGUUCAAGCAAAUUUUUCCACACAUUUCAUAAAACAUUUUCAGAAAGGUUUGGUGGGUACAGAUAUGCAUGAUCCACUGUCCAGUGGAUCUCUAAGCUAAAGGUUACUGAUACAUAAGGAAGCUCACACUUUUUUUUUUUUUGACUUAAAUUAUUGAAGCCUAGUGAGUGUCUCUUGAAAUUUAGAAUCCUUAAACUAUCAGUUCACAUAACACAUACAACUGUAUAUUAAUAGCAAUCCCCAACAGAACUAAAGCAGUAGUACAUGUCCAACACAUGCUUCUGCAACAAAGCAUGCAUAUUCACAUUAACAUGAGAUUGGUUAGGAAAAAGGAAAAAUUUAGGAAAGAGGAAAAAUAAUCGUACAGUAGUUUGUAUAAGGUUCUAUCAUCCAACUUGAGAGAAAUGUAUUAGGUUUUCAUAACUUCAAAAGAAUUUCAUCUUACAUAAUUUCUUACAUUUAGAAUCUAUGAAACUUAAUGGCCUCAAGUCUGAGAGAAAGGGUUAGGGAAAUGGCUCAGCAGUCAAGAGUCCUGCUGCUCUUGUAGAGAACCCAAAUUUGAUUCCUAGAACCCACAUGUGAGCUCACAACUGCUUAGAACCCUAGUUCCAAAGAAUCUGACACUCUCUCUUAACAUCCAAGGGCCCAAGGCAUAGAUGUGGUACAUAGAUAUAUGUGUAGGAGAAACACCCAUACAUACAAAUAAAUCCUUUAAAAAUCAAAAGUUAAGAUCUUUCACCAAUGAAUGUUAAAACUGGUAAAUGUCCAUUUGUAAAAAUGUAGGAAGAGAUCCUGGUAUUAGCAAUAAAUGUCCUGAAAAUCCUCAAAAUAGGAAGCAUUUAAUGCUAUCUUGAAUGUCUUUAAAUAGAGGUAAUAAUUUUUGUUCAUUUGUAUUGUUUUUAUAUGCUUUAUACUUUUAUUCUCAAGCUCUCUAUAUAAUAGAGCCAGUCAUGUUAGUUUACAUGUUUAGAAGAUACAGUAUUGCGUUUGGUUAUCAAAGGGAUGUGAUCUUUUAAAAUAAAUUAUUUUAAGAUAGUA